This is a messenger RNA of Diaporthe amygdali, 2523 nucleotides long. RefSeq lists its product as uncharacterized. Lineage: Eukaryota; Fungi; Ascomycota; Sordariomycetes; Diaporthales; Diaporthaceae. The transcript has 2 exons. The record is from RefSeq and is a predicted model, not a curated record. Gene Ontology annotation, molecular function: ATP binding; ATP hydrolysis activity. Gene Ontology annotation, cellular component: Golgi stack. Gene Ontology annotation, biological process: SNARE complex disassembly; intra-Golgi vesicle-mediated transport; Golgi to plasma membrane protein transport. Bases 1 to 2523 code for a protein of 840 amino acids.
AUGAGCAGGCUUCCCCCCGGUGGCUUCGGGGAAAAGGACCCGCGAUUCUACGGAAGAGCACCUCCCCAACCACGCCCGAUGCGGCCAUCCCAAGAUCCAUACGGCCAGCAGGCGCCGCCGCCGCCUCGCCCGAGCAGCAACAGACCUCCCCCGCCAGGCGGUAACCAAUAUCAACAAUCUGGUGGGCAGCGGAACAGACUCCAACUACGUGUCGACACCCAGGAACGGAUCGAGGCCGCCUCCAAAGAACUACUUUGGCAAUACCACAAGAACAACAUAGCUGCGGUGAACUCCCAGGAUUGGGGGCUGAGCGACGGCGAGACCGGCUACCUCAAAGUCUCCUUCGAGAGAACCGAGUAUGUUAUCACAGUCAGGCCAUUCGCUGGCGUCGAGCCGGGCUGCAUCUGGUUCGGGCUACCCCACCGCAACACCUUCAGGGUAGCUAUCAAAGACGUCGUGACCGCGGAGGCUUUCAACCCCAUCGAACUUGGGCCAAAGGGCUAUCUGGGCUCAUUGGAUGUUGCGAUCGCGUAUGCCAAGGUCCUCAACAACCCACCCUCGGUUGUCAAACAUCAAGACCUCCAGGAUGCCUUCAUCAGAGCCUUUCAAGGCCAGAUCUUCGCCCCUGGUCAGGAACUGAUCAUGUAUAUUGGGAACGGGACAAUCCCCUGCAAAUGUUCUGUGAGGGGAGUCACCUUGGUCGACCAACCCCUCGACAAAACCGCCAAGGCAGGGCAGGCCUCAGCACUCAUGGGUUCCUCCGAGGAGGACCCUCUCGCAAGAGGUCUCUGCGGCGAACACACCAAAGUCUUCUUCCAAAAGGACGCAGUGCCAACAGGCUCAAAAGUUCCACUCAUGAAUCUGACCGGCGCGCCGAAACGGGGCGCCAAUGCCGUCGUGCGGCCUGAUUUCGAUUUUGCGACCCUGGGAAUCGGCGGUCUAGAUGAUGAAUUCGCAACCAUCUUCCGCCGGGCCUUCGCUUCCCGAAUAUUCCCACCUGACGUUAUCGAGCAGCUGGGUAUAAUGCACGUCAAGGGAAUGCUCCUCUACGGCCCACCUGGCACCGGCAAGACCUUGAUUGCUCGUCAGAUCGGAAAGAUGCUUCAAGCUCGAGAACCCAAGGUCAUCAACGGCCCUGAAGUCCUGAACAAGUUUGUCGGUCAGUCCGAGGAAAACAUCAGGAAGCUAUUCGCAGACGCGGAAAAGGAAUACAAGGAAAAGGGCGAUGACAGCGAGCUUCACGUUAUCAUCUUCGAUGAGUUGGACGCUGUCUGCAAGCAAAGAGGCUCGGGCGCGGGUGGCGGCACCGGCGUGGGAGACAGCGUGGUGAAUCAGCUGCUCAGCAAGCUGGACGGCGUGGACCAGCUGAACAACAUCCUUCUCAUCGGCAUGACGAACAGAAAGGACAUGAUUGAUGACGCGCUUCUGCGACCUGGCCGUCUCGAAGUCCAAGUCGAGAUUAGCCUUCCCGAUGAGAAAGGUCGGCAGCAAAUCUUGGGAAUCCACACAAACAAGAUGAAGCAAAGCGGAAGACUUGCAAGUGACGUGAAUUUGGCAGAACUCGCCAGUUUGACCAAGAACUUCUCCGGUGCCGAGAUCAACGGCCUGUGCAAGAGCGCGGCAUCAUUCGCUUUCAACAGGCAUACCAAGGCAGGGUCCAUGGCCGGUAUAUCAAGCGACGCGUCAGAGCUCGUGAUCACCCAGCAGGACUUCUUGGUUGCGUUAUCCGAAGUCACACCAGCAUUUGGUGUGUCUGAAGAUGAGCUCACCAAGUCCAUGGUCUAUGGCAUUAUACGAUUCUCAUCCAAUAUUGAAAGGAUCAUCCAGUCCUGCCUGAUUUACAUCGAUGGCCUCCGCAGCGAGACCACCAAGUUGCCUAACGUCUCCCUACUGUUUCAUGGUCCCAGCGGGAGCGGAAAGACCUCACUUGCCGCAUACAUUGCCAAAAUGUCUGACUUCCCCUUCAUCAAGGUCAUUUCUCCCGAACUGCUUGUUGGGUAUCGGAGCGAGAACGCCAAAAGUGACCAAAUCCACAAGUACUUCACAGACGCUUUCAAAUCGCCCUUGAGUAUCCUGAUCAUAGACGACAUCGAAGGUCUCAUCGAGUGGAACCCCGUGGGUCCGCGCAUGUCAAACACAGUUCUUCAAACCCUGAGGGCGCUGCUCCGCACGAUUCCACCCAAGAACCACCGCAUUUUGGUCAUGGGCACCACCUCGCGGCGCGGCGUGCUCCAGCAGCUCGACUUCACGGACACGGUGUUCGACAAGGAGAUCGCCGUGCCCAGCCUGAGCGGGCUGAACGAGCUGGAGCUGGUGCUGCGCGAGCAGCAGACCUUCCGCGACGGCGCGUCCAUGGUCGAGGCCAUGAACCUCGUCGCCGAGGCCACCCAGGGCUCCAACCAGGUUGGUGUUGGCAUCAAAGACAUUCUUAAGAUCGCCGAGAGUGCGAAGGCCCUCGACGAGGACACCAAGGCUAGCUGGUUCGCCGAAGAGAUGCAGGUCUUGAUGUCUAGGGGUUUCUGA